Leptopilina heterotoma is the source of this 450-nucleotide messenger RNA. Its product is annotated as Sjoegren syndrome nuclear autoantigen 1 homolog. The annotation marks the transcript as partial. The record is from RefSeq and is a predicted model, not a curated record. Lineage: Eukaryota; Metazoa; Arthropoda; Insecta; Hymenoptera; Figitidae. The transcript is spliced from 2 exons. Gene Ontology annotation, cellular component: ciliary basal body; centrosome.
AAAUCACGCGACAUUAAAGGUAUUAAUGAAUUGAAGGGAGUGAGAAAGAAUUUAGAUGAACAAAUACACGCCGAGGAGGAAAAACGGAACCAACUCAUGAAGGAAGUCGAAAGGAUGUCCUACAAGAUCAACGAGCUAAACGAGAGUCUCUCAAAGAAAGCUGCAGUGCGUCAUGAAUACGAUCGUACCAUUCAAGAAGCUGAAGGUGCAUAUGAGAAGAUUAUAGAGAGUUCUCAACUUUUACUCAAUCUACUAAAAAGAGAAGCUGCUAAUCUCGACGAGACACUGCAUACGAAUUAAGAUAUGAUCUGAUCUUGAAAAACUAGAACAAAACAAAUUUCAAAUUCCACCCUUUCAAGAAAUGAAUAUUUCCAAAAUAAAAAAAAAAUUCUUUCCUAUUUUCCAACAAAGUUUCUAAUUUCCAAUUUCGAAGAGAAAAAAAGGAAAAAA